This is a messenger RNA of Anneissia japonica, 2680 nucleotides long. Its product is annotated as histone deacetylase 11-like. Gene Ontology annotation, molecular function: histone deacetylase activity. Lineage: Eukaryota; Metazoa; Echinodermata; Crinoidea; Comatulida; Comatulidae. Bases 2 to 1441 code for a protein of 479 amino acids. The transcript has 11 exons. The record is from RefSeq and is a predicted model, not a curated record.
UAUGGCAGGCUCAAAGGAGGAAAAUGAAGACGCAACAUCAUCAAAAGAAAACAAAGAUUUAACGCAAGACACAGUCAAUCCGAAGCAGCAUGAAAGGGAUUCGGAACAAGAGAAGGAAGAGGUUCAUGAAACCAAAUUGUAUUUUAACGUAAGUGAUAAUAAAUGGCCAAUUAUCUAUUCCCCUGAGUACAACAUUGGCUUUCUCGGCCUGGAGAAGCUUCACCCAUUUGAUUCUGGCAAAUGGGGGAAAGUCUUUGGAUUUCUAAAAGAUGCGGGAAUGUUAAGUGAUGAAAACACGGUGCGACCUGUAGAACCCUCUGAAAAGGAUUUGCGGGUUGCUCAUACCAAGCGGUACCUUAAAAGUCUACGAGAUAAUCUAACAGACGGCUUGCCUGAGUGGAGUGUCAAUGUAGCCAGUAUUACAGAGGUUCCACCCGUUGCUAUGCUACCUAAUUUUCUUGUACAAAGAAAGGUGUUGCGUCCUUGUCGUCUACAGACUGGUGGUACCAUUUUGGCUGGUAAACUAGCUAUGGAACGCGGAUGGGCAAUCAAUGUAGGAGGAGGCUUCCAUCAUAGCUCAGGGGACCGUGGGGGAGGCUUCUGUGCCUAUGCAGAUAUUACACUAACCAUCAAGUUUUUACUGCAAAGGAUGGAAGGUGUUAGCAAAGCAAUGAUAGUAGACCUAGAUGCACACCAGGGUAACGGACACGAGCGGGAUUUUAUGGGGGACGACCGAGUGUACAUCAUGGAUGCCUAUAACCGCCAUAUAUAUCCUCAUGAUGGGUUCGCUAAACGAGCUAUUCAUCGUAAAGUAGAAUUGGAGAUGUAUCUUGAAGACCCAUUCUACCUUGACCAAGUUAGCAGGAACUUAGAAGCUGCACUUAAGGAGUUCACGCCUGAUGUUAUUGUUUACAAUGCAGGUACGGAUGUACUGAGGGGUGAUAAUCUAGGGGCACUUUCCAUAACACCAAGGGGUAUUGUUGAACGCGAUGAGUAUGUAUUCCAGGCAGCCAAGAGUCGGAAAAUCCCCAUUGUCAUGGUAACAUCAGGAGGAUAUCAACGGAAUAAUGCCGAAAUCAUUGCAAUGUCGAUACUCAAUUUGCGAAAUAAACAACUCAUUAACUGUGAUGCAGCAACACAAAACCAAGAGAGCUUACUUCGUGCAGUAGGAACUUCAAAGGCAACUGAUCCAGUAGCAGAAGAACCUAGACCAGGUCUGUUUUCCCGUUUCUUUCGUGGCUCUCGAGCUCCACAAAAACCACCUUCAAAAGCUUCUCCAACAGCCGAGUGUGCUGCUGAGAAUAUCGGAACAACUGCAGUCACAGGUGACAGUCAAGAAUCACCAGUCGAACAAAAACAUGAUCUUAUAAUUCCAGACCCAGAACAACAUAAUUUAAAAGCAUCAGGUGAAUACAGAACUACACAAAGAACAGAACUAUAAAAGAACACAAGGAAUCACCAGCUUUAGAGGAAAACCGUAAAAUCCUCUGUGGCAGAACUUCAGAACUCAACAUUGCAUCAUCAUAAAUCAAUAGCUGCAAAGAAGUAUCGGACCUCAGCAGUUAAAGAGGAUCAUCAAAACUCACCAGCUGCAAAGGAACGUCAAAACUCACCAGAUGCAGAGGAACAUCGGAACUCACCAGCUGCAGAGAAACUACAGAACUCCCCAUUCUACAAAAACAUCAGAACUCACUAACCGCAGAUGAAUGUCAAAUCUCACCAGUUCUAGAGAAACAAUAAAACUCAACAGCUGCAGAAAGACAACUGAACUCACCAGUUUUAGAAGAACAUCAUAACUCACUCUCAAAUGAAAAAUCGACAGUGGAAAUAGCGUCGGAUUCUGUGGAUGACAAAGACAGACAUGGUGAGGUGAGGAUACAUCAGAAGAUAAUACGGAAAAACAGUAGGCUGCAAUCGUAAACAUAUACAUUUUAAUAAACCAUAUUAAUUUAACAAGUGUUAAUAUAAAUAACAUAUGAUAUCCAGUAAUAACAAUUUACAUACUAUUUUUAGAUUUCAGUAACGUAGGAGAGUGGUGCAGCUUUAACGGUCUGCCCAAUUUCCCCUUUUUUUGAGUGAAUCCCCAUUUUACAGUUACGGUAAAUUCUAUUUUCUUUUUUUCCAAAACACUUGACCCAGAUCGCAGAACCUCCUCUUUCAAAUGUGUUAAUUAACAAUGGUGGUUCAUCAUUGAAGGUUUUAAUGCCAUAAUGUGCAAUAUUUUAUACUUUUAUUUCUUAACUGACCUAUUUAACCUUUUCUUUCCUUGAUUGUUUUUUACAUAAUGAUUCUAAAAUAACCUAUAUAUUUUUUUAAACCUUGAUCCACCUUACAUAUCUUUUGUAUCAUUUGUAAUUUAUAGAUACAAAUUAAUGUGUGAACACAACUCUUUGUUUUAUUUUCGAAAAAUAAAACAUUUUGAUAGCGGAACCUGUUAAUUCUUUCUUUGUUCCCAUAUACAGUAUAUCAGUAACCAUACUAAAUUAAUAUUGCAUUAUUUAAUAUAUAAAAAUAAUAAAUUUAGUCACUGAGUAUAUUAGAUUCUGGCUGCUCUUGACUAGACAGUCUUGUUUCCAUAAAAUAUAUUUCAUGACAGUUGUUUUUAUUUUAUAUUUAUAAUUAUUAUUUGUUAUAGAAAUGAUGUGAAAUAUAUUGUUGGUAAAUACCUUUUUAAGAAUUU